AUGGUUGAUUUAUUACCUUUAGCAAUUGACGGACAAUAUGAAACUGAUGAAACAAAUUGUAAAUAUUGGCCAUGUAAUAAUAUUUACACACGAUGUAACAAAGUAUGGAAUUGUAAAAAUGGAGUCGAUGAAAUGUCUUGUUCACAUACCAUUAGUUCUUUAUCUCGAAAUCAGUGUGUAUUUCUCAAUGAUACGUUAAGUCUCUCAUGUUCAUCAAUCAAUCGAACUAAUGAACAAAAAAAUUAUUUUGUACAUCGGUCGACCGAUUCUUUCGAAUAUCUUCAUUGUUGGAAUGAUACAAAGUCUAUUCCAUUUGAUAUACAUUGCGCGCCAACAUUGAAAUGUCCAGUUGAAAAUGCCAAACCAUUUUGUAGUAUUUUGAGCACUGUAACCAAUCCAUUAUGUAGUUAUUUAUCGGAUGCCGGUAUUCAAUACAAAGAUAGAUUUAUUUGUUCUGCAAGUUAUUCAGAUAACACUCAAUCACGAAUAUAUUUCAAAUUACACAGCAUGUUAAAUUAUCAUUUACAAAUAACUGAUGCCCAUACUUCAAAUCAAUGA
Messenger RNA from Rotaria sp. Silwood1, 558 nucleotides. NCBI's taxonomy places the organism in Eukaryota, Metazoa, Rotifera, Eurotatoria, Philodinida, Philodinidae. The record is from the annotation of a GenBank genome assembly.